Nelumbo nucifera (sacred lotus) is the source of this 4106-nucleotide messenger RNA. RefSeq names its product LRR receptor-like serine/threonine-protein kinase RPK2. The record is from RefSeq and is a predicted model, not a curated record. Lineage: Eukaryota; Viridiplantae; Streptophyta; Magnoliopsida; Proteales; Nelumbonaceae. Gene Ontology annotation, biological process: protein phosphorylation. Gene Ontology annotation, molecular function: ATP binding; protein binding; protein kinase activity.
CUGAAGAAGUCGAUUAAUAAGACAGAAAAUAGCAGAAACAAACAAACAAAUCCUUCGUUUCCGGCCUCCGCUCGCUCAGUUGAAGCUUUUUGGUUUCGAUACAGUUCAUCGUCUCUGCAGAAUCAGUUCAAGAAUCCCCUUGGAAGUGAGAUUUCAAUUUUUGAAUCUCGGCGGGAUUCUGAAAUUCGUCUUAAAAUCUAGUCGUCGGAUCAAAACUCUCCGGCCGGCAGGUCUAGCAGCUCCGGACCGGAAUGUCACGCAUCUGCAAUGAACUUUUUACGGAGAAGAUGGCGUUUUUCAUCUUUCUUGUUCUCUCAUUGGUGUUUUGCUUUGCGAAAUCAGUGAGCUCCGUGUCUACUGAUGCAAUGUCGCUACUUAGCUUCAAGAGUUGUGUUUCUUUCGAUCCGUCGAACCUCCUUUCCAACUGGAAUCUAUUGAGAAACCAUUGUUAUUGGUAUGGUGUCACGUGCAAUCCAUUUUCUGGCAGAGUCAUUGCUCUGAACAUUACAGGGAGUAUGACCACCCUGUCGUGGGAUUCGGGCUACAACUCAAUCGGAAGGGACAAUCUUCUCGCGGGAACCCUGGCGCCUUCAAUCGGAAACCUAACAGAACUUCGGGUUUUCUCAAUCCCUUAUAAUGCAUUCCAUGGUGAGAUUCCGGCGGAGGUGGGAGGGCUUAAGGUUCUUGAAGUCCUCGAACUUCAGGGAAAUAACUUCUCCGGGCGGAUUCCUGACCAGAUAAGAGAACUUCUGUCACUUCGCCUGCUUAAUCUAUCUUAUAAUUUGUUUUCCGGCCCGAUUCCGGACAAUAUGAUCGGUUUUACUGGAAUCGGAGCUAUUGAUUUAUCGUAUAAUCAGCUUUCUGGAGGAAUUAAAAUCGAGCCUUUCAGUAGAUGUCAGUCUCUUACUCAUUUGAAGUUGUCUGGUAAUUUUUUGGUCGACAAGAUUCCUCCCGAAAUUGGAAACUGCUCCAAUCUCAAGUCUCUUUUGCUUGAUGGGAACAUCCUUGAAGGUCGGAUUCCGUCCGAGAUUGGUAGGAUUUCUGAACUUAAGAUUCUAGAUGUUUCUAGAAACAGUCUCACUGGUACGAUCCCGAAAGAGCUUGCAACCUGCCGGAAACUGUCCGUUCUUGUCCUUACCAAUUUGGUUGAUGUUAUAUCUGUUGGCGAUAGCUUGGUUGAAAUUACCAGGGGAGAAUUCAAUGCUUUUGUGGGAGGAAUUCCUUCUGGUAUAUUCUUGCUUCCAAACCUUGAGAUUGUUUGGGCACCUCGAGCGAACCUCCAUGGCCGAUUGCCGAAUGCUUGGAGCCAUUCGUGCAAACUGCGGAUACUCAAUCUGGCCCAGAAUUAUAUGACUGGUGUCAUACCGAAGACGCUGAGAAUGUGUAGGUUUCUCUCUUACUUAGACUUGAGUUCAAAUCGUUUGCAGGGAUACCUCUACCCACAGCUGCAUGUUCCAUGCAUGAUAUAUUUUAACGUGAGCCGGAAUUCUUUAUCUGGCUUUCUACCGAACUUUGUGAAUAGUAACUGUGGCAGUUUCCCAGAGGUGGAACAGAAAAAUACCGAGAACACUUACUUUGCUGUCCCUCAUUGGUGGUCUGCGGUGAAUAAUCAUUUUGGCUGGAUGCGGGAUGAAAAAUCUGUAGUUUUGCAUGAUUUUAGUUCGAACAGAUUCUUUGGUUCAUUACCAUUGUUUUCACUCGGAGACAAAUUAUUAGCAAGCAGCCAGAAAACGUCAUACGGAUUAUUCCUAAACAAUAACCAGUUCAAUGGGUCUCUUCCUGAUGAACUCUUUUCAACCUGUAAAGACAUACAGAGUUUUGCUGUGAAUUUGAGUAUCAACCAGAUAGCAGGUGUAAUUUCUCAGGGCUUGCUUCUUGGUUGCUUGGAGUUAACACGAUUUGAUGCAUCCCAUAAUCAGAUCAAUGGGUCAAUUCCUCCUAGUAUUGGGGAAUCACAGAUGCUUCAAUACCUUGACUUGAGAGGAAACAAGUUGACUGGAUCUGUCCCUGAUGAGUUUGGAAAAUUGAGGGAUCUGAAAUGGAUUCUUCUAGGUAGGAACAAUUUAACAGGGGAAAUUCCUGCUCUGCUUGGUCAAUUGGUUUCUCUCAUGUUUUUGGAUCUAUCUGAAAAUGCUCUUACUGGACCUAUCCCCGCAAGUUUGGCAAAUGCCACGAAACUUGAAGUCGUGUUGCUUAAUCAAAACAAGCUUUCAGGGGAGAUACCAUCAUCUUUUUCAACUCUUGCUAGUCUUACUAAACUAGAUGUUUCUUUCAACAAUCUUUCUGGUCAUAUCCCCCAUCUUCAGCACUCCCUUGACUGUGAUUGCUUCAAAGGGAAUUACUUCUUACAACCAUGCCCAUACCCAACACACCCAUCUGGGCUUCCACUCCCAGACCCAGUGAAUGAACAGGGUGGUCAAAAGAACAAACUGAAGUUAUUGGUGAUUGUGAUAGUGGCUUCUGCUUCCAUCAUGGUCUUUAUUCUCUUAGUGAUGGUUGUAUUCCUGGUUUUAGGAAGGAAAAGGCUUGGUGGGUUCUCCAAUCUAAGAAGGAAAAUGAUUGUAACAUUUACAGAUACUCCAAUUGAGUUGACUUAUGAUAAUGUGGUUGAAGCAACAGGGAAUUUUAGCAUCAGGUACCUGAUUGGAACAGGAGGUUUUGGUGCAACUUACAAGGCAGAGCUAGUCCCAGGUUUCCUGGUAGCUGUGAAGAGGCUUUCUGUUGGCAGGUUCCAAGGACUCCAACAGUUUGAUGCAGAGAUAAGAACAUUAGGAAGGAUUCGGCAUAAAAAUCUUGUAACUCUUAUUGGAUACUACAUGGGAGAAGCUGAGAUGUUCCUAAUUUACAAUUAUCUCUCUGGUGGAAAUCUUGAAGCCUUCAUACAUGACAGAUCAGGAAAAAAUGUGUGGUGGCCAGUGAUCCACAAGAUAGCUCUUGAUAUAGCAGAGGCGCUGUCAUACCUUCAUUAUUCUUGUUCUCCUCGGAUAGUUCAUCGGGAUAUCAAGCCUAGCAAUAUCUUGCUUGAUGAGGCUUUUAAUGCCUACCUGUCUGAUUUUGGACUGGCAAAGCUUCUAGCAGUCUCAGAGACCCAUGCCACUACAGAUGUUGCCGGUACAUUCGGUUAUGUGGCCCCAGAGUAUGCAACCACAUGCAGGGUGUCUGAUAAGUCAGAUGUUUACAGCUUUGGUGUAGUUCUUUUAGAAUUAAUGUCAGGGAAGAAAUCUCUGGAUCCAUCAUUCUGUGAAUAUGGGAAUGGCUUUAAUAUUGUUGCCUGGAGCAAGUUGCUGAUCAAAGAGUGCCGUGCUUCUGAGCUUUUCUCCCCAGAGCUGUGGGACGCAGGGCCCAAGGAGAACCUGUUGGGCAUGUUAAAGCUGGCAUCAGACUGCACAGUGGAGUCACUUUCUGUGCGACCAUCAAUGAAGUAUGUUGUUGAGAAACUGAAGCAGUUACAGACUAUCUGACAGCUGAUCCUACUGUCUCAGUUCUAGAUUGUUGAGAUAGAAAUCAGGUUAUGGUGCUCAUGCCCUUGAGGUCAUAAAUAAGGAAUUAACCGGACGGAGCUCAACUAACUUGACAAUAACAAUAUUCUCUCUGCAUUACUGAGAGCCAAUCAGCAAGUCAUUGGGGUAUUGCAGGACAUGAAAUCUGAUCUGAAGUACUGGUAAUUGAUCCAACAAUGUCUUGGGUACUAUUCAGCCAAUAGGUCUUACCUCUCUUGCUCAGGCCUCUUCCUUGCCACUGAGAAAUCAGAUCCUGAAGAUGCUUAGGAGCCGCCCAACUGAAGCCAACUAAAUGUAGAAAGAAGUUCCAGAUGCUGCUGGCUACCUGGCAAUGUAUGAAGAGAUGGUCUGUUGUCUCUCCUUCACGUAAGCAAAGGGUGUGGGCGUGAGGGGAGAUAUAAAGCCUUCCAAGAUUUUUCUUCUUCAGUAACUCACAAGUGUUCACUCGCUGCAGGCAAGCCUCCCAAACAAAGAAUCUGAUCGCAUAACUUCAUACUGUAAAGUAGAGCCAUUAUAGGAAUGCCAAAAGAAAAAGAAUGAACUUGUCAGUUAUUGAAUUAUGACAAUGACAAUGAUAUUAUACAGGAGGUAGUCCUUUUUAUUCCA